GCAAAAUAUACAUGGUGUGCUACGUGAGUAGUUGUGUUAUGUCAUUUCGUUCCGAGCUAAUUCAUAUCUCAAUUAAAGCUUGAUCGUUCUGAAAUUUCAGUAUUAACAAGAAAUUGAUGCUUCAAUUCGCUUUGAGUUAGAACUCGCUUAACUUCUCUCUAGUUGAUAAUACUCAAAGAACAUUUUUCUAAGUGAAGUUGAAGUCCAUCUUAUGUGAACAGUAUUCAACAAAGUGGGGAUGAAAUUUUAAGAGAGACAUAAAUGAAAGUACUCUAGAGUGUUUCCAAACAGACAGUUAGUAGCAUAGUCGUUUAAACUGUUGUAACCAUGCGGUAUAUCAUUUUAGAUAUAUUGCUAGAUAUAUUACGAUUGAGAAAUUUAUGACAUGUGGGAACCAUCAUUACUAUUUUUUGGCAUAUGAUCAUGCCGUCAAGUUUCUGCAACGAUAAAAAUUCAUUAAGAAACAGGCACCACAGUCAUAGAGAACGUAAUGGUUUUUAAACUGUUGUUUCUUGUUGUGUCUUGGAUGAGAAUAACUCAAGUAGCCUAUAUAGUGUUAGUAUUUCUCACUCUUUGCUCACGUAGUAGCCGCAAAAUGUUAUUGUGGCAUAUUCAAAUUACUUCGUUAUCAAUAUCAUGGUCCCAGUGGGAAAAUUUAUGGAUUGUAGCAGGGCGAUAACGCGGGGUUAUGUCAUCCUAAAUGAAAUGAACAGUGAGACAUUCUGUCCAGUUCCUAAUCUCGAGCUCUCAGUAAACUUUAGUCUAGCACGUAGGUACAUUGUUGGCGGAGGGUAAGGAGUGUGUUUGUUUGGUAAUAGUAGCCCACUGAGCUGUCACGAGAAUCUCCAAGGGCAAAAGAGAGAAAAAUCAAAAAAAACGACAAUGUACUUACGUAAUUCACAACGAGAAACAGUCUGAAAAUUGAGACCAAAAAGUGCGUAAUCAAAAUCCCAAAUGUGUUAAUCACCUCUUCCCGAUGAGGAAACAAUAUCACAUUGUCUGCGUGCACCUGAGCUAAGUGGAGAUUAAACGUCGCAUGUGAAACUGGUGAGCGGUUUAUAUUAGAGGGGAUGGCUGCCGUAGAGUACACCUUAGUUUUAUUGUGAUCAAACCGAAUCUGAUUUCUGAAAUCAGAGUUUGACUUAAAGUAAAAUAUUGAAAAUUUCAAUUUGUAAGUACUCUUCCAGAACACCUUAAAUGAUAUCUUGUAAUCGCAAAUCACUAGUUAUCACCAGAACUGAUAGGAGUUAUGGGCAAUAAUCUUGGCUGUACGAAAGAUAACUUGCUGAAUGUUUGAAAAAGUAAAAGGAUUAGCUUUUCCAGCUUAAGUUUUCAAUGACAUGUUUUUAAAGGUGAUUACAUGCAAUCCUUUGAGGUCCGUUAACUUUGGUAAAUUUCAGAAGCGUUGAAUACCUGAUCUGACUGGUGACUUCAUCGGGAAGAACAUAGGCCUUUAACGAUAAGCUUCUUACGAUAGCUUUCGUGAAAGUCAGUGACUACCAGAUUAGUCUUUGACGAUGUCAUCUAAACCAAUUUGUGACCGUGUUAACACAUACGCCAAUAGGACUAUCGCUAUACCGGGGUACGAAGGAAUACCGCAUAAUUUACUAAUUAACGUUGUUGGUUGGUUGCUUUUAAUGUUUGGUUUUUCAUUGCUGAGGAAGCUUGCAUGGGAUUAUGGACGCAUGGCUAUGGUACAACCGAAGAAGAAUAGGUGGACCACCCUGUUUUACUCAGAAAUAAACCGACGUGUUAGUGAGACUGGUUCAGUUGAAAGUUUGGAACAAAAUUCAUCCGUGAAUGAUCCAGGUUAUUUCUCGUGGAUUAUCAGCUACUUCAAAUUAACGUCUGCAGAUAUGAAAUCUAAAGCAGGAAAUGAUGCUGUUCAAUAUCUAAGAUUCCAUACAUACUUGAUCAUUUAUACUGCAAUAACUACAGUUCUAUGCUUGGUUGUUAUUCUACCGGUCAAUAUACACGGUACACUGAAAUCUCCUGAUUUACAACAAUUUGGUGUAACAACAAUAUCAAAUAUACCGGGUAAUUCAUCCAGCCUAUGGGUGCACACAAUAUUUGCAAUUGGAUUUUUUCUUCUGGCAUUCUGCUUGAUGCAACAUUUCUCUAGACAAUUUCGCAGAGAAUCGAACAGAACUAUGAAUUUUUCAGAGAAAACAUUAAUGAUCUGGGGUAUAUCACGCGUAAACUGUUCUCGCGUACUCAUUCUUAGGCAUUUUUCGGAACUUUAUCCUGACUGUUCCAUUGAAGAUGUUCAAAUAUGUUAUGAUAUUCGAAAACUGAUAACACUUGAAAAUCAAAGGGAUAGUCUGAGAACUGCACUACAAUAUUCUAGAGAAUGUUAUGAACAAAGAGGUCGGCGUUUAAUCAUCAUUCCCCGCUGUUGUGGAUGGAUGGUUAAGAAAUGUUAUAAAAAUAAUUGUUGUCGACGUUGUUGUUGGCGUGGAAGUGCUGUUGAAACAAAUCCUCCGUUUGCAUAUUCAUCCACUGAUAGUCCCACCCCAUGGUCAGAGACAACAGACAGUGAGAUGGCUUCUGAAAGUUGUUGUCUUUGUUGUAAAUGCCCACCAGCAGUGGAUGCAAUCGAUUAUUAUACAAGUCGUAAAAAUCAUAUUCAACAAGAAAUAGAUAAACAGUAUGAAACUGCAGUGAAAACACCGAUUGGCAUUGCAUUUGUAACUUUUUCUACAAAAUAUGCCGCUGCACGUGUUUGCAAAGAUUAUCGUGACACAUGUAAACGUUUGAUGCAUCGUAUGAAAUCUAGUGUAAGCUCUGAGUUGAAAAGUCGUACAUGGUCUGUGGAUUUUGCGCCUACUCCCAGUAAUAUCAUUUGGGAGAACCUAUCUAUUACUCGAACUUUGUGGUGGUGUCGAGCUAUUAUUAUUAACUUAUGCGUUUUCUUCCUGGUGUUUUUUCUCACUACACCCACGUAUGUAUUGAAUUUGGUAAAUACUCUGCAUUUAACUGAACGUCUACAAAUUAAUAAUCCACUGUUAAAUCAGUUCAUACCGUCUAUUAUUCUCUGGUCAGUGUCAGCCUUACUACCAUAUAUUGUUUUCAAUUCUGAUCGUUUUGUUGGUCAUUGGACUAAAUCUGGUUUACAUUUAACCGUUAUGACGAAAACAUUUACAUUAUUAAUCUUAAUGAUUUUGAUCCUCCCAUCACUUGGCUUGACAUCAAUACCUGCUCUACUUCAGUGGCUUUUCCCAGAAAUGCGGAUCAUACCACUAGUACCAUCGAAUUCUAGUGGAACUUAUGAAGAUGCUGACAAUUUUAGUCUGUUGAAUACAACUCCUUCAGCAGAACCUGAAAAUGUGACCAGCCCGUUCAUCCCAAUAGGACCUCAAUCUUUUCAAUGGGAGUGUGUUUUCAUGCCAGAUAAUGGCGCCUUCUUUGUAAAUUAUGUGAUCACUGCGGCAUUUAUUGGUACAGCAUUAGAACUUGUUCGCUUUUCUGAAUUAGUUAAUUACUCCUGUCGUCUUAUGUGUAUAAAAUCACGUGCUGAAAAAGCUGGUGUUCGAAAAGCUAGUCAGUUUGAAUUUGCCUUUGGUCUCUUCUAUGCCUGGAGUCUGUGUGUAUUUGCCGUAAUAUGUGCUUACAGUAUUGUGUGUCCUCUGAUCACACCGUUCGGUUUGGUUUAUCUAAUAAUGAAAUAUUUCGUGGAACGGUAUAACUUGUACUAUGCCUAUCUACCUAGCCGUAUCGAUUCACAUAUCCAUUGGCUCGCAAUAAGUUGUAUGCUAGCCUCUGUUUUCUUAUUACAGUUGAAUAUAUUUAUGUUUAUUGUUUUACGUGCUAAUACUGUCAGUCAUGCUUUAGUUCUUUGUUCACUUUUGGGAUUAGUAUUCUCAGCACUAUUGAUGAUCUUUACAAUUGUCACCGGAUGGAUCCUAUCAGGCACUGGUUCAGCGCGUAAAUUUCUCUUACGACAUGCACAUCAUAUUUGCGCCAGUGAUGAUAUACUUUCAGAUCAACAUAGUCAAUAUACUCGUACGAGUAGUUUGCAUUCUCGGAGACCGCAGUCGAAUAGUUUGACAGAAAUAGUCGAUGAUCGAGACUCUGUUGUCGAUACUACCGUUAGAGAACACAGACCUAGCGAUGGGUCUGCUCAAUUCACACCACCUUUGAAUAAUGACUUACAGCUCACAAAUAUUGACGUAGCAAGUUCGCCUAGUACAACACAAAUAUUCAGUAGACAACAUAUAACAAGGCGUUCAUACUCUGAAAAGGCAUAUUUCAAAGUAGAUGAUACAGUGUCUCCAAAUGAGCAGUUUAUUGCACCGGUCUUGUUAACUUUACAACAAAGACCUAGUAUAACACGACCACCAAGUGGUGAUUCUAUGAUCAGCUUAGUACAUGAAAAUAGUCCAGAAAAUGAAACUAAGUCAAAAGAUCUUGUCCGUCAUCAAGAAUAAGGGAUGAUAACUACUAUUUCUACUACUACUACUAAUACCGCAUGAAGAUUUACCGGUUUCUUGUUCUUUCGCCUUUAUCUCCCUUUAUUCACCUGUCUUUGUAUUUGCAUAAUAUUAACUUUCCUAUUUUUAUGUCUCAUUUGCUGAAAUGCAUAUUACUGUAUACUGUAUCCAAUGCUUACCACUAGAAUCUGUUAUUACGUUUCUUUAUUGUACUAUCUGUCGGUUUGUAUCUGUCUUUUUCUGCCUUGCUUUUCAGAUUCGUUUUGCGUUCAACAUCACAAUAUUUUUUAUUUACUUGCAUUCUAUGAAUUAAUCUCUGAUUUGUGUUGUUGUUGUUUUGUUUGCGCUUAUCGUCAGCUGAAUGAACAUAGUGGUGAUUUUGUUUUUCAUAUGUCUAAACGGAAUUUCAAAUAAUACUUGAAAACACAAAUGAUUUGUGUCGCUUUUUUACUACUGUUGCUAUGUAUGGCACUAUUAUUAAUAAUAAUAAUAUUAUUCAAGUGUACACGAGUCUAGGUGUUGAUUACAAUAGGCAUUCGUAUACUUUUCCUUUUAAUGUGAGCAUUUGUUUUAAUUUCUGACAUUUAAUAUUUUCAAUUGAUGAUGAAGUUUUGACAGAUGGUCUAAUUCCUUUGUCAUGUGGUAUGCAUGUCGUUUACGUCACUUAUCUUUGCUAUUCUUUUAGUUGAACUUAAAGUUUGUGUAGUCAUCUUGACUAUCAUGGUUUCUUUUCAACCAGAGGUUUUUUGCUAUUUUAGAUAGUUUAUAAUAUUGUUAAAUAAAGGAAGAUUUUUAAUGUGAUGAACAUUUAGAACUGAAUAUCAUAUAGUGAAAGCUUUUGGUUUUUCGUUCUUGAUAUUUAUGCGUAAUUCACAACAAUUACUGGC
Heterobilharzia americana is the source of this 5317-nucleotide messenger RNA. NCBI's taxonomy places the organism in Eukaryota, Metazoa, Platyhelminthes, Trematoda, Strigeidida, Schistosomatidae. The record is from the annotation of a GenBank genome assembly.